Molecule: messenger RNA, 747 nt
Organism: Colletotrichum orchidophilum
Lineage: Eukaryota; Fungi; Ascomycota; Sordariomycetes; Glomerellales; Glomerellaceae
Product: cupin
Exons: 2
Coding region: 1-747 (248 amino acids)
Cellular component (GO): cell wall
Molecular function (GO): manganese ion binding
Source: RefSeq, a predicted model, not a curated record
AUGUACUUCACCACCAGCUCCGUCGCCCUCACCUUGGCACUCGCCUCCUCGGCCCUCGCAGCCCCCUACAAUAGCCCUCGCGCUGAACAAACUGCCGCUCCCGCUCCCCCUCUAUCUCUCACACAGCAGCUCUUCCUCGCCGACACCGCCGCCGACCGCUUCAAGCUCCUCCCCGACGACAAGCAAUUCAUCUUCGACUUCAACCAGCCCCAACCCAACCCAGGCAAGGGAGGCGAACUCGUCGCCGCAAACCGCAAGACCUUCCCCGCCCUCGUCGGCACCGGCGCCGGCAUGGCCGUAGGCCGCGUCGGCCCCUGCGGCAUGAACACCCUCCACGUUCACCCCCGCUCCGCCGAGCUCCAAAUCGUGGUCGAAGGCCGCCUCAUCACCGAAAUGACACCGGAAAACGGCGUCGUCCUCGCCGCGGACGGCAAGACCCGCCGCGCCAUCCGCACCGAGCUCGGCCCCAUGCAAAUGACGCCCUUUUACCAGGGCUCCCUUCACACGCAAUUCAACCCGGACUGCGGCGACGCCGUCUUCGUCGCCAGCUUUGCGUCUGAAGAUUUCGGGACGGGCCAGGUCGCUGACAGCACCUUUGCUCUUACCGACGACGUGAUUGCCGCCACGUUUGGGCAGAGCAUUGCCGGCGCGGAUAUUGACCGUGUGAGGAAGGCUAUCCCUGCUAGCAUCGCGCUCGGGGUUGAUGAGUGUUUGAAGAAGUGCAAUAUCCAGAAGCGCGCUUUGUAA